Messenger RNA from Salvia splendens (bonfire salvia), 1242 nucleotides. Its product is annotated as STOREKEEPER protein. The record is from RefSeq and is a predicted model, not a curated record. The transcript has a single exon. Lineage: Eukaryota; Viridiplantae; Streptophyta; Magnoliopsida; Lamiales; Lamiaceae. Gene Ontology annotation, cellular component: nucleus. Bases 41 to 1108 code for a protein of 355 amino acids. Gene Ontology annotation, biological process: regulation of DNA-templated transcription.
CUUCUUUCUCAUCACACAGAAGGUCAAGAGGAAAGAUACCAUGGCUCCCAAAUCAUCCUUCCUCUCUCAUCAGCCCUCCAAAGAUAAGGAUGAGAGUGGAGAAUCAUCCUCAGAGGAAGAAGAAGAAGAAGAAGAUGAUGAUGAUGAGAGAGAAGAAUCAGGGCCCCAUUCUUCCGAGACAGAUUCGUCCGACGACGAAACGGAGGCCGUGUCCUCCUUCGACAAAGCCGAAAAUCGACCAACCCUAGAAAAUCUCAAUUCCCCAAUCCCCGCCCCCAAAUUCGAUCCGAGAUCGGCCUCCCGACACAGCGACACCGAUUCGGACGGCUCCCCUUCUAGUUACGUGAUGCAGCCGAUCACCAAGGGCUCCGUCUCCUCAUCGAAGCGCAGUCGUGGCGAGAUUGAGGGGGAUUCGUUGAGGAGCUGUAAGAGCUUGCGAACUGAGGAGAAGAAAUCGCUUUCCUCUCCGGCCGGAGGGGGUGGGGUGGGGUGUAUCAACAGGCUGUGGAGUAAUGAGGAUGAGAUCGCUGUGCUGAAUGGGAUGAUCGAAUUCAAAAUUGCCAAGGGGUCCAGCCCUAGCGCCGACAUGGGGGCGUUUUACAGCUUUAUAAAGGGGAAACUGAAGGUGGAUUUCUCAAGGGAUCAGCUGAGGUCUAAGAUUACAAGGAUGAAAAAGAGGUUUUUGAAUGCUUUGAAGAAGGGAGAGAAGGGUUCUGACCCUGUCUUCUCCAAGCCUCACGAGGAUAUGGCGUUCGUCCUCUCUAAGAAAAUUUGGGGGAAAAGUGUGGAUGUGAAGAAGAAGCUGGAUGAGGAUGUGGUGGAUGAGAGAGAGGUUGUGGAGCGAGAAGGAGAUGGUGAAGGAGUGGAUUUCUGGUCCAAGUAUCCGAAUAUUAAUGCGUCUUUUGAUAAUAUGAAGGCGAGCUUCCCUUCUCUCGUUGCUCCGGUGGCUGGGAUGAGUUUGUUGAAGGAGAGGUUGAGUUUGAUUGGGAAUGUGAAGGCCAAGGAGUUGGAUGAUAAGUGGAAGCAGUUGCUUGUGGAGAAGACUGAGCUGGAUUACAAGAUUUUGAUAUUGAUGAAGGAACAGGUUCAAAUGGCUUUGGAUCAGUAAUAGUGUUGGGAAUUGCUAAGUUGGUAACAUUUUUUUGGCUUGAAUUUAUACCUUUUUAAAGUCAAAUGUGAUUCUCCGUUUUGAUUAGCAAAAUGGAUUUUUUGAUAAAUGUUUACUAUCUUGCUUAUGAUAAA